Messenger RNA from Phycomyces blakesleeanus NRRL 1555(-), 1578 nucleotides. RefSeq lists its product as hypothetical. The record is from RefSeq and is a predicted model, not a curated record. The annotation marks the transcript as partial. Lineage: Eukaryota; Fungi; Mucoromycota; Mucoromycetes; Mucorales; Phycomycetaceae. Gene Ontology annotation, molecular function: protein binding; palmitoyltransferase activity. The transcript has 6 exons. Gene Ontology annotation, biological process: protein palmitoylation. Gene Ontology annotation, cellular component: Golgi membrane.
GAUCUCACUCUCAGAGAUGCACAAGGAUAUGGCGUGCUUCACUUGGCCGUCAACUCUUCACAUGCCAUGCUUGUGCUCUAUUUACUACUUAUAGGUGUCGAUAUUGACUCUAUAGAUAGCGUGGGUGGACACACUCCCUUGAUGUGGGCCGCUUAUCAAGGGCAUGCCUUGACAGUUGAUCUUCUUUUACGGUUUGGUGCAAAUGUAUCCGCUAUCGAUGAUUCACAUCUUACCCCAUUGCAUUGGGCUGUCGUCCAGGGCAAUAAGAUGUGUAUUCGAAAGAUGCUCGAAUAUGGUGCAGAUCACAAUGCCCGAGAAAAGAUUGGCAAGACUGCCUACGAUUUUGUCCAGGAACGAAAACUAGAAUCUGUCUGGGACAGAGCCGUCCUCGAGUUCGAUCGUACUCUUAAUAGUAUUGUGUUUAUCCUUCCUUUUGUUGUGCUCGGUUUGUUUGUGAAAACACUGGCUGUUUUGCCUUGGUAUACUGGAUUGCCAUUGGGGCUCUUGGAAUUUGCAGUAAUGCAUGUUGGAAUUAUCAAGUAUCUUAUCCCAGUACCUACACAUGAUGCGAUCUGGAAAACACCUUAUUUCUCAAGCAUAUUCCAAUCCAGUGCAUUUUGGGUUUUUUACUCCUGGAUUACUACACUUAUUCCAGGCAAGUAUAUGUUUACCUCACAGUUCAUGUUUACCAACAUUAUCUUUAUCAUUUGUUUCGGCACCGCGCUAUAUUUCUUUUUCAAAGCAAUCAGAGCCGACCCAGGGUUCCUCAAAAAAGAUCUUCCGAUUCAGAUCACAAAAGAAGCCGUGCUUGAACUUGCAGAAGAUCAAAAUCUGGAUAUCCGGCAUUUUUGUUUUUCUUGCAUGAUUAAAAAGCCAUUAAGAUCCAAGCAUUGUAAAAUCUGUAAUCGAUGUGUGGCUCGAUUUGACCAUCAUUGUCCUUGGAUAUCAAAUUGUAUUGGUGUCCACAACCACAGAUCAUUUAUGAUCUUUCUGUUGAACAUGGUCACUAGCAUUACGGCAUAUCUUUUACUCGUAUAUCAAUGCAACUCUGUAGAUUUUGUUGCAUCUCCACCCAUGGCUAUAACCGACAAUACAUGUUUUCUUGGAGAGACAGCGUGUGGUUAUUUUGCUUAUGAUGGAUGGACAAUGGCGCUGGCAUUGUGGGUGUGCCUACAACUGUCCUGGUCGGUGUUCCUAUUGGUAGUUCAGCUUUACCAGAUUGCAGUAGCGACAACGACCAACGAGAGUGCGAAUAGUCAUCGAUACUCUUAUAUGAAUCAUGAAACUCGUAAAAUUGAUCGGGUAGCUACAGUUAUCGGUCUAGGACAUGUAGAUCCUGCAAACGAUCCAGGAAAUUCUCAUGGGCACUCGCAUGGGCACUCGCAUGGCUCUAAUGGUGGGUUCUGUCCUUGCCUGCAGCUCGUGGCAGGAGCUAGGGCGUUGCACAAGCGGCGAACCCAGCCGACCAGUCAGUGGAGAGGCAAUGUGUUUGAUCACGGCUGUUGGGCCAAUUGCAUCGAAUUUUGGUCCGAGAGCAAUCGCGAACAGAAGCAUUUGCAGUGGUAUGAACUCUAUGAC